This is a messenger RNA of Dichotomopilus funicola, 357 nucleotides long. RefSeq names its product ribosome biogenesis protein ALB1. The coding region runs from base 1 to 357 and encodes 118 amino acids. The transcript is spliced from 2 exons. NCBI's taxonomy places the organism in Eukaryota, Fungi, Ascomycota, Sordariomycetes, Sordariales, Chaetomiaceae. The record is from RefSeq and is a predicted model, not a curated record.
AUGCCAUCUGUCAAGAACCCAAACGCUCUCUCCAAGAACCGCCUAGCUGCCCGCGCCGCCAAACAACGUAAAACAGCCCGACAAGCCUCAAAACAGGGUCGCCUCGAAAAACGAGGCGGCCUCGUCGCCAAAGCGGAUGCCCGCCGUGGGGCCCGCCCGGGCCUGCUUCCGACCAGCGGGCCGCGCGCGGCGAUCAGCAAGAAGAAGGCGCGCAAGUUGGAGAGAGCAUUGGGGCAUGCGAUGAAGCGAAAGAUGGAGCAGGAAGGGGUAGUGGGGAUGGCUGUGGAUACGCCAGCCGAGAAAAAGGACGAAGAGAAAACCGAUGCCAGCGCCGGUGCCGAGAUGGACAUCGCGUGA